Messenger RNA from Mesorhabditis belari, 510 nucleotides. Lineage: Eukaryota; Metazoa; Nematoda; Chromadorea; Rhabditida; Rhabditidae. The record is from the annotation of a GenBank genome assembly.
AUGCUGAAAAUUCUCGCGUUUUUCGUUUUUCUUUUGGUUGCACAUGGGUGUCGUCAUAAAGGGAAUGUGUACUCGAAUGGGGAAACUUGGGAUGAAAAUAAUGCUUUCCGAAUGCGUUGCGAUAUCGAUUCGAACGGUGGAUGGAAAACGGCCGUUGUUGGGUGUCUUGUCAAUGGAAAUCUUGUGAAAGUCGGCGAGAAGAAAACCAUCGGAGACAUAGUUCAUCAUUGUGACAGGCAAUCAAACGGACAAAUCAGCAUCCGACACACGAAGAGCGCGACGGCCGCCUGUGUGGAUGCUGAUGGGAAGAGACACUCUGUUGGUGAUAAAUGGGUGCAACGCACACACUUCGAGAUGCUCUGCGAGCCUGAAGGAAACACGAAAUUUGUCGGAUGUGUGGCUGAGGGUCAACACCUCGGUCCGAACUCAUCCAGAACGAUCCACGGAGUUCAGCAUCACUGCGACUCAAAGGUUGACGGCACUUUCCGCUACUACACUGGACCGAAACAG